Molecule: messenger RNA, 1101 nt
Organism: Coregonus clupeaformis (lake whitefish)
Lineage: Eukaryota; Metazoa; Chordata; Actinopteri; Salmoniformes; Salmonidae
Product: glutaminyl-peptide cyclotransferase-like
Exons: 9
Coding region: 1-1101 (366 amino acids)
Molecular function (GO): glutaminyl-peptide cyclotransferase activity; zinc ion binding
Source: RefSeq, a predicted model, not a curated record
AUGGAUGUCUUUGCUCAUAGCUUUAUUGGCCACAAGCCCAGCACCCUCAGCUCCAGUGACAUCACCAGGGUCUUGUCACACACAGACUUGAACCAGAUGUGGCAGAGGGACCUCAGGCCUCUGCUAGUGUCACGGUACCCCAUCUCUGCAGCACAUCUAGAGCACCCUGGGUCCCCUAGGGCAGGCUGGGAUGUUAAGGAGGACACGUUUGAGUCACACACCCCUUACGGUCCCAUGACCUUCAACAACAUCAUCGCAACUCUCAACCCCUCCGCCAAGCGCCGUCUGGUGCUGGCGUGCCACUAUGACUCCAAGUACUACCCUCCCCAGUGGCAUGGGCGUGAGUUCCUGGGUGCCACGGACUCAGCGGUGCCCUGUGCCAUGAUGCUGGAGCUGGUACAGGCUCUGGACCACGAGUUGAAGACUCUAAAGGGAUCCAGUCCCAACCUUUCUCUCCAGCUGUUGUUCUUUGAUGGUGAGGAGGCUCUGUUCCAGUGGACCUCUACAGAUUCCCUGUAUGGCUCCCGCCACCUGGCCAAGAAGAUGGAGAACGCAGCACACCCACCUGGAGCCACAGACACCAAUGAAAUGCAUGGCAUUACGAAGAUCUGCACGGAAUCCGGAGCCCAUGGCUACAACUGCACCGUGGCCAGAGCCGAUGGAGUGGUGUGGGAUGUGUACGCCGACAUACAGCAGGCCCUGCGUACGGAACCCGCACCUGCACAGUGCCCGGAGAACCGCGCCUACGUGCCCACGGACCUGUUUGUGCUCUUAGACCUGAUUGGAGGCCCUAGCCCUCGCUUUGGCAACCAGUUCCCCAACACUGCCUGGUGGCUCACCAGAAUACAGAACAUUGAGUGUCGUUUGCAUCACAUGGGCCAGCUGAAGGACCAUCCAAAUGACAUUACAUUACUUCUGGCCCGGUGUGCGCAUCCUCCAUCUCAUCCCCACCCCUUCCCCUCAAUGUGGCACACGUUUGAUGACAACGAGCAGAACCUGGACCGCUCCACCAUCGAGAACCUCAAAAAGAUCCUGCAGGUGUUCGUGCUGGAGUACCUCAACAUGAAGCCUCAAUCCCUGAACCCCCAAAACACACACUAA